This is a messenger RNA of Caenorhabditis angaria, 246 nucleotides long. Lineage: Eukaryota; Metazoa; Nematoda; Chromadorea; Rhabditida; Rhabditidae. The record is from the annotation of a GenBank genome assembly.
AUGGAAAAUCGGCGGUCGAUAAGAAGAUCGGAUAUCGAAUCGGGACUUGACUCCCCGAUUCACAUGAUAUCCAACAGUUCUUGGAGAAAUCGAGCAAACCAUGGACCUCAUCCCCAUGUGGAACCGCAAGAGACUGCAGCUCUUGCGGUUCCAACAUUUCUACCAUUGUUGGAAGAAGAUCCAAGUUUCAACAACUUCAAGAGGAACUUCAGGAAAAGUUUGAAAACUUCUGGAUUCAAUGUCUAA